Propithecus coquereli (Coquerel's sifaka) is the source of this 3674-nucleotide messenger RNA. RefSeq names its product serine/threonine kinase 38 like (gene STK38L). The record is from RefSeq and is a predicted model, not a curated record. Lineage: Eukaryota; Metazoa; Chordata; Mammalia; Primates; Indriidae. Gene Ontology annotation, molecular function: ATP binding; protein serine/threonine kinase activity. The transcript has 9 exons. Gene Ontology annotation, biological process: peptidyl-serine phosphorylation; intracellular signal transduction. The coding region runs from base 66 to 1004 and encodes 312 amino acids.
AGGUGGCCCAUAUCCGAGCAGAAAGAGAUAUUUUGGUAGAAGCAGAUGGUGCCUGGGUAGUGAAGAUGUUUUACAGUUUUCAAGAUAAGAGGAACCUUUAUCUAAUCAUGGAAUUUCUCCCUGGAGGUGACAUGAUGACAUUGCUAAUGAAGAAAGACACCUUGACAGAAGAGGAAACACAGUUCUACAUUUCAGAGACUGUUCUGGCAAUAGAUGCAAUCCACCAGUUGGGUUUCAUCCAUCGGGAUAUUAAACCAGACAACCUUUUAUUGGAUGCCAAGGGUCAUGUAAAAUUAUCUGAUUUUGGUUUAUGCACGGGAUUAAAGAAAGCUCACAGGACUGAAUUCUACAGAAAUCUCACACACAACCCACCAAGUGACUUCUCAUUUCAGAACAUGAACUCAAAGAGGAAAGCAGAAACGUGGAAGAAGAAUAGGAGACAACUGGCAUAUUCCACAGUUGGGACGCCAGAUUACAUUGCUCCUGAAGUAUUCAUGCAGACUGGUUACAACAAAUUAUGUGACUGGUGGUCUUUGGGAGUGAUUAUGUAUGAAAUGCUAAUAGGAUAUCCACCUUUCUGCUCUGAAACACCUCAAGAAACAUACAGAAAAGUGAUGAACUGGAAAGAAACUCUGGUGUUUCCUCCGGAGGUACCUAUAUCUGAGAAAGCCAAGGACUUAAUUCUCAGAUUUUGUAUUGAUUCUGAAAACAGAAUUGGAAAUAGUGGAGUAGAAGAAAUAAAAGGUCAUCCCUUUUUUGAAGGUGUAGACUGGGGGCACAUAAGGGAAAGGCCAGCAGCAAUCCCUAUAGAAAUCAAAAGCAUUGAUGAUACGUCAAAUUUUGAUGACUUCCCUGAAUCUGAUAUUUUACAACCAGUGCCAAAUACCACAGAACCGGACUACAAAUCCAAAGACUGGGUUUUUCUCAAUUAUACCUAUAAAAGAUUUGAAGGGUUGACUCAACGUGGCUCUAUCCCCACCUACAUGAAAGCUGGGAAAUUAUGAAUGAAGAUCACAUUCGCCCACAACCAAGAGAACUCAGGUAGCUGCAUCACCAGGCUUGCUUGGCGUAGAUAACAAUACACUGAAAUACUCCUGAAGACGGUGGUGCUUAUCGACUACAAGAGGAAAUUCUACAGGAUUAGGAUUUCUAAGACUACUACAGGAAUUGGUUGGCAGUGCCAGCUGGCUUUUUUUUUUUUUAAUAUUUUAUUAUUUUUGUUAACUUUAUUAUACGAAGGUACUGGAAUAAAAGGAACGUACAUCCCUUUCUAACUGCACUGCCUACAUGCGUAUUAAGGUCCAUUCUGCCUGUGUGUGCCAUGGCUUUGAACUGUAACACCUCUAAUCAAUUCAGGAGAAACACAUAUCAUAUAAAGCAACAUAGGCUAACCUGUAGGUAACACUGCAGUACUGCUGUUUUACUGCAAAUCUUAUGGGUCUACAUAAUCAGUAAAAGCCAUCUUCCAUAGCUGGUGUUAGAACAUUUGCCCUAUUGGUUGGACAUCUGUAGAAUAUAUAUGAUGACAAUUUCUGUAAUGAUUUUAAGAAAUUUAAAAAGAAAUACACUGGUUCUUUAAAAAUAGAAUUUAUCAUCAAGUUAUUACACAAACUCCACAGUAGGGAGUGACAAGGUUAUAAGGAAGAGAAAGUUGAACACCUGCACUCAAGCACUCCACUAAUAUAUUUACUUUGCAUUCAGAAAUACUGAUGACCUUUAUAUACGUAGUCUGUAUACGCAUAGGGAGAUGUACUGUAUUAUAUAAAAUGUAAAGUUGCUUUUCUUGUGACAAGAAGAAUUCUUUUUUAACAAGAGGACAUGGCAUUAUUUUAAUUUGAUUAUGAUGAGUUGAAUUUAGGAAAUGACCAUGAAGGCUGCUUGUAGAACUAGUAUAUUUUUAUUAAAGUAUUUUUUUUAAAUGUCAAACUUCUGAUCAUGUAAAUGGACUUGUAGAGAACAAAAUGCUAUUUACUUUGGUUUUCUAGAAAGUUGUUACAUAUCAUGGCUAGUUAACUUUUAUUUCUUUUGAUGAAAAUUUUUCCUUUAAUAGUACUUGUAUUAUUGUGCCAUUAUUUUCUUAUGCUCCAAAUGUACCAAAGAUCCUGAACAGAGCAGAUGUUCACAACUGAGUAGAAUUUUACUUUCCUGUGGGAAUGCUGUAUUCAGACGUGAUAGAUCUUUGAUUGAAGUUGGCUUAUUCAAGGGCAAUAUUGUUCAUGUUUAGCUACAUCACUGUGGUUAAUCUAGAUGGAAUGAAGGAGGUAAAUGCAGGCCAGGGGGGUUGUGAUGAGAGGAUAUGGGAGAUAAUGUCAGCAUCAAAUUCUUUGGGUUUUUCCCUAAGAAUUAAGUAAUCUUUUCUAGCUCAAUAUUUUAAUUCUAAUUUAAACAACUCUCUGAGGUUUUGGUUUCUUAAGUACUAGUUGAGGAAUAAUACUUUAGCAAAGAAUGGCCUAAUGUUUGUCUUAACUGUUAAUUGAUAGAGUUUUUUAAAGAGACAAUAAUUAUAACCAUUACAAAUGAUCUGUGAUCAAAAUCUAAAGUGAUGAUUUAUUUGUAGGAAUGUCUUCCUCAUGGGAAAGAAUUGCAUAGGAUCAUUAUGCAAAUCUACAAAAAGCUUUUAUAAAUGUUGCUGCUAGGUAGCUCCACCAUGUUUUAGGCCAUCCUAUUCCUCCCACGCCCGCCUCCCCACACACAUACACUUUAUUUUGGUUUGUUUCUUUUUAGGUAUUUAUUGAGUACUUAUUAUGUGUUCAUCUAGUAGUUCAUCUCCAUUUUUCCAGCCUGGAUCACAUGACUGAGUAGUUGGGAGAGAGAGCUAUUAAAACUCUGGGGUUAUCUCAAUUUGACUAACUCUAAUUUUUCUAAUUAUAACUGCCUUUAAGUUUUUUAAAAAAAUCUUAAACUUCUGCUGGAGUCUGAGAUUUUUCACCCCACAUCACCCCCUUUUUUGAAAAAAAGAUUGUUUUGCUAGUGUGAUAAUGAAUAGGUAAGCUAUGAGGAAAUUACGACAUUCUGUAGUUCUGGUGUGGUAACUAUUCUAGUGCAGAAAAAUAUUAAUUCAAGAUGACAGAGGGAGAGACUGAGAUUGAUAUAAAGGAACUGAAUUAUCUAAGUUUACUUUUUAAUUGCAUAUGACUAGAGCAUUUUAGUUUUGAUUUCCCUCAUUCUUACUAUCGGAAAGAACUUGGAAAUGGUUAUAAUUUCUUGGCAAUGGAAGGGCAGUUCUGGAAAGCUUACUUUGUUUGGAGUCUCAUUCUUCCCUGGAGUUAAUAGAGUGAUUCACAAUCUUUGGGGUUUUCUCCUCAUCAAAAGUAUUUCUUAAGUGCCUAUCUAAAAGCAAUUAAAGACUGUGUUUGCCCUUUGGAAGCUAAGAAUUUGAUUCAUGAUGCAAAUUAACUACAUAAUUUGCAAGCACCCUUGAGACUGAAUUUUCUCUAUUAUACACAUCCCAUAUUUCAGGUGAAUCUUUAAUUUAAAUGACAAAACCCUAUCUAAUCAACUGGGCAUAGUGACAUUUUCUUUAAAUUAGACUCUAUUUUGAAUUAAAAGAGUUUUAUUAUAAACUGUGUGUUUUUGGUUUUUCUAAGUAUAUAGAAAGCUUGUAUAAUUCAGAUUUAUCAAUUUCCUGAUUUAAUGUAGACUUUGACUUUUUUAUUAAAAACCUUUAUAUUAAA